Sparassis crispa is the source of this 1083-nucleotide messenger RNA. RefSeq lists its product as hypothetical. The record is from RefSeq and is a predicted model, not a curated record. Bases 1 to 1083 code for a protein of 360 amino acids. Gene Ontology annotation, molecular function: acyltransferase activity, transferring groups other than amino-acyl groups. NCBI's taxonomy places the organism in Eukaryota, Fungi, Basidiomycota, Agaricomycetes, Polyporales, Sparassidaceae. The transcript is spliced from 3 exons.
AUGCCUGGUCUCAACGCAGCUCCUCGGCAAACUAUUGUUUUGCAACAUGAUACAGCGAACGAUUUUCUGGCGUUGGCGUAUCCUACCUUGCGCCGCCAUGAAGCAUCUGCGAAUAUAGUUCUUGCGCACGCUCUCAAGCGUGUCAGCGCAGAGGCUGCCUUGAGUGGCUACCAGUUCAUCUCCGACUCAGACGUCGAAGCAUGGCUGUCUGCCACCGAUCUCUCGUCGAUGAAAUCUCAUCGAAAUUGCGACUCCUUCUGGCUCACAGUGUGGAGCGGCACAUCAUCUCGCCCGACGCUUGAUCUUGUCUUGUCUUGUAUCAACUGGACGCUCGGAGACUAUCCCAUUUUCCUCUGGACGCCACAUCGUCGUACUCUGUCCUCCCCCGAAUGGCUUAUUCCGAGAAUCAUACAGCUUGUGGAGCAGUUGCAUUUUUGCGUGCCGCCUGAGCGCGUUUUUUCCGUGUUUGGCAUGACACCCCUCGUGAAGACAUUCGCUCGUUGUUGGUCAGACCUCACCGGGUUUCUUAUUGAGCCCGAGCCUUUCUAUGCCGCAUACUUCUCGCAUUGUACUCCUGAGACCUUCAAGUACUCUGAUGCAAUGUUACCACAAGGUCAUGUGCUGCGCAGGGCGACCGUUAGAGACGUGGAGCCGGUUGCUCAGCUCUGUAAAGAAUUUGCGGAUGAUUCGGUUUACUUCCCUUUGACAAUCGAGGCCGCUCGUAUCGAAGCACGGGAACUUAUCACCAAGGGUCAGAUCUGGGUGUACGAUGCAAGCGGAGAUCUAACCACCAUCUGCGCGGUCACACGAAACUCGAAUCGCGUGUCCGCCAUCACGAAAGUGUAUACUACUCCAAGGUGGAGACGACGGCGAUGUGCCGAAUUCCUGGUGCGAGAUGUCACAGCCAGACUUCUGUUUGAUACCAUGAAGGACUCUGUCAUUCUCUACGUCGGGCAUGAAAACAGCGCACAACGCGUAUAUGAUCGCGUCGGCUUCGCUGGUCUUUGCGGAAAGAAUAAAUCUGAUUCAAUCGAGGAUUCGCUGGAGCUUGGUUUCGUUGGGGCCCACAGAGGACACUGGUAA